AUGAUUGUAAUGGAACAAAGGAUUCAACGAGAAGAUAAAAUGAUGGCAGCUAUUGAUCACAAUGAUGAGAGAAUGAAAAUGUUAGAACAGUCCAUCAUUAAUCUCACUUCUAUGAUGGAACAUCAACUGUAUUCGAAGACCGUGGGUAGUGAAGCACCUCAACUGAAUUCAACGCCAGCGAGUAUUGCAGAAAUCGAGACUGCGGGGCAAUUUGAGGCCAGGGCUGGGGAAGAGCAUAAGGGAUCGCAACCUUUCUAUACCCGAUCUGUGAAAUUGGAUUUUCCGAGAUUUGAGGGGGAAAAUGUGCUACAGUGGAUUUAUCAGGCUGAGAAAUUUUGUAGAUAUUAUGGAGUCACAGAUGCCAACAGGUUGGAAAUAGCUUCAAUGCAUUUUGAUGGGCCAGUGGUUCCUUGGUUUCAGAUGUUGGAGAAGGAAGGCAAAGUGACAUCAUGGGCAGCACUAGUUGAGGCAUUGGAAGACAGAUAUGGUCCAUCAAUUUUGGACAAUCCUGAAUAUGCUUUGUUUAAGCUUAUGCAAGAUGAUACAGUAGACAACUACUAUACUCAUUUUACUGAAUUGGCCAAUAGGGUGGAUGGAAUAGCUCCUAAUAGGAUGUUAUCUUGUUUCAUCAGUGGGUUGAAGAAAGAAAUUCAAAGGGAGGUUAUUAUGUGGGAGCCUCAAUCCAUUUCCAAAGCUGCUAAGUUGGCCCGACUGUGUGAAGAAAAGUAUGUAUCUGCAAACAAAACUGGAGUUAAGAAGCUGACUUAUUUCCCUGACAUUAACCCUAUUAAGGGGGCAAACCCUGCUGUCAAGACCCUUCUAGGAACACCCGCUUGGCAGAAUACACAUGCCAUUACUCCAUAUAAUUCUACACCAACACGGAGAAUCAGUUUCAGUGAAAUGCAGCUAAGAAAGGCUAAAGGCUUAUGUUUCAAUUGUGAUGAAAAGUUUACACCAUCACACAAAUGUCCGAACAGGAGAUUGUUACUCUUGCGAUGGGACGAGGAACCACCUGAUUCAACAGACAAGGAAUUUCCAGAAUUUAUAGUGGAGUUAGAAACCGAACCUAAUGUUGUAGAAGACGACCACAAUCCCAAAUCAUCUAUGAAUGCUAUGAAUAGUUCUGCAGUGUCAGGUACUAUGAGAUUUACAGGAAAUAUCAAGGGUCAUCCAAUCAAGAUUUUGUUAGAUGUGGAAGGAAAGGUGGACAAUUUGACUGUCAUGAUUCAAGGUUGUUCACUCAGUCUUCCUGUUUAUCUAUUACCCAUAACUGGUGCCGAGAUGAUUAUGGGGACAGCUUGGUUGGCAACAUUGGAGGAUCAUAUUAUGAAUUACAAAAACCUGUCGAUAAAAUUUUUCAGUGAUGGAAAAUUUGCAACAUUGUUGGGAGAAAGGGAAAAUGAACUACAGAUGGCUUCAGUUCAUCAAUUACAUAGGCUCAGUUCAGUCAGGUCUAUUGCUGAGUGUUACCAAAUGACAAUUGAAGCCAUAGAUCCAUAUGGAGCGCAAUCAAUUAAAUCCGGGAAGUCCGAAGUUCAUACAGAGGCAGAAUUGACCAUUCCUGAUGAAAUGCCAGCUGAACUGAAACAAUUAAUUCGGAAAUAUCACAACGUGUUUGCCUUACCAAGAGGGCUACCACCAUCAAGAUUAUGUGACCAUAAAAUUCCUUUGCAAGCCAAUUCACAACCUGUGAAGGUAAGGCCUUACAGGUAUCCUCAUAGCCAGAAAACCGAAAUUGAAGUGAUGGUGGAGAAAAUGUUGAAAGAAGGACUCAUUGAGCCAAGCAACAGCCCCUUUUCUUCUCCUGUUAUACUAGUGAAGAAGAAAGAUGGGAUAUGGAGAUUCUGCACUGAUUAUCGGGCUUUGAAUGCCAUUACAGUGAAAGAUGCCUAUCCUAUUCCUGCAGUUGAUGAAUUGUUAGAUGAACUGCACGGGGCCAAAUAUUUCUCUAAACUUGAUUUGAGGUCUGGCUAUCAUCAAGUAUUAAUACAUACUGCAGACAGACACAAGACAGCAUUCAGGACUCAUCAUGGGCAUUUUCAGUGGUUAGUAAUGCCCUUUGGGCUUUCAAAUGCACCAGCAACCUUUCAGUCUCUAAUGAAUAACAUAUUUCAGUUUGCUAUGAGACAAUUUGUAUUGAUAUUCUUUGAUGACAUCUUGGUUUAUAGUGGAGAUUGGGAGAGCCAUUUAGAACAUUUGGCAGUUGUAUUGUUUACGUUGCAGGAAAAUCAACUCUAUGCCAAGUAUACGAAAUGUGAGUUUGGCUUACUGCAAAUUGAGUAUCUCGGGCAUACAGUCUCAGCUGAAGGGGUACAGAUGGAGCAAUCGAAAAUAGAAGCUAUUUUGCGGUGGACAACACCAACUAAUGUGAAACAGUUGAGAGGCUUCCUGGGGAUGAGUGGCUACUACAGAAGAUUCAUUUGCAAUUAUGCCACAAAAGCUCACCCACUCACUGAAUUGCUAAAGAAAGAUGGGUUUCAUUGGAAUGAGGAUGCACAACAAGCAUUUCACAACCUGAAAAAUAGUAUUACUUAUGCACCAGUUUUGAAGAUGCCUGAUUUUUCCAAACCCUUCACUUUGGAAACUGAUGCAUCUGGGCUGGGAAUUGGGGCUGUACUGAGCCAGGAAAAGCAUCCUAUCGCAUACUUCUCAAAGAAAUUAAACCCAGCUAUGCAGAAGCAAUCCACAUAUGUAAGGGAAUUAUUUGCUGUUACGGAGGCAGCUAUACAUACCCCAGAGCAACAGAGGUGGCUUCCAAAAUUAUUAGGAUAUGAUUUUUCUGUGGAAUAUAAACCAGGCAAGCAAAAUUUGGCAGCUGAUGCAUUAUCCAGGAGUUACAUGAUGGCAUUUACUUCUCUACAUUGUUCAUUACUAUCACAAAUACAACAGUUACAAUUGCAAGAUCCUUUUUGUUCCAACAUAAUGACAUCAAUCCAACAAGGUACUCCCUAUGAUGCAAAAUUUACACGGAAACAACAGCUACUAUUAUACAAUGACAAAAUAGUGGUACCAAGUGAUUCAAUGAUCCGGAAGGAAUUAUUACAGGAAUUUCAUUCUUUAAAAAUUGGAGGACAUGCAGGGGGUUUCAGGACAUAUGCUCGGAUAUCAUCUCAAUUUUUUUGGCAUGGAUUGCGCAAGGAUGUUAAGGAUUUUGUAAGGGCUUGUUUGGUGUGUCAACAGGCGAAGACUGCAAAUACUCACCCAGGAGGACUGUUACAACCUCUUCCCAUUCCACAAAACAUUUGGGAAGAUAUAGCUAUGGACUUCAUAGUUGGACUUCCAAAUUCAAAAGGGUUUUCAGUAAUAUUGGUUGUGGUUGACAGGCUUUCAAAUGCUGGUAUGACACCAUUCCAAAUUGUUUUUGGUCAUGAAGCUCCAUCACUGAUUACAUACUGUUCCAAUGAACAUGAUCCUCCAGAUAUUGCAUCACUUCUGCAGCAGCGGGACAGGGUUCUGAAGCAAUUAAAACAGAAUUUACUUAAGGCACAGAUACACAUGAAGAAAUUGGCUGACAAAAAGAGACUUGAGCUUUCUUUUGAAGAUGACCAGUGGGUUUUUGUGAAAUUGCAACCCUAUAGAAAACAUUCAAUGGCUUUGCGCAAGAAUCACAAAUUAAGCAUGCGUUAUUUUGGGCCAUUUCAAGUAAUCAAAAGAAUCGGUAAUGUGGCCUAUCAAUUGGCAUUACCGGAAGGAGCUCGUAUCCACCCUGUGUUUCAUGUAUCUCAAUUAAAAAAAUGUGAAGGAGAUCCAGGUGCACAAGCCAACUCUAUUCCACUACCCUUGGUUACUACUGAAGAUGGCCCCGAAUUGCAGCCAAUUGCAAUUCGACAGAGUAGACCAAUUAUCAGAAAUGAUCAGCCUGUGGAACAGGUACUCAUUCAAUGGGAAGGCAAGUUGACAUCUGAUGAUUCUUGGGAAGAUAAGGAGCUAAUCCGGAAGCAGUAUCCAUGGUUUAACCUUGAGGACAAGGUUUGUUUUCAUGGAGGGGGUAAUGUAAUGCCAGGUAACACAGCUAACUCAAUGCGUGACGUGGAGGAAUCUUUGAAAGUUCGGCCAAUGAGCAAACGAGAAAGGAGGAGUGUAAGAUGGGAGGACUUUGUUUACACCUGA
Molecule: messenger RNA, 4110 nt
Organism: Dioscorea cayenensis subsp. rotundata (Guinea yam)
Lineage: Eukaryota; Viridiplantae; Streptophyta; Magnoliopsida; Dioscoreales; Dioscoreaceae
Exons: 4
Coding region: 1-4110 (1369 amino acids)
Source: RefSeq, a predicted model, not a curated record